Molecule: messenger RNA, 4477 nt
Organism: Toxotes jaculatrix (banded archerfish)
Lineage: Eukaryota; Metazoa; Chordata; Actinopteri; Toxotidae
Product: arylsulfatase I-like
Exons: 11
Coding region: 295-2598 (767 amino acids)
Source: RefSeq, a predicted model, not a curated record
GUUUUAUUUUGACAGGGCACACCGGCAGUUUCGGCGUGUUGUCCUGUCCAACUUGACUCUGCUCGCUUUUCAUUGGGAGUGCGGACGCUCAGCCCGAGGGAAGGAAGGUUUUGUGGAAACUUGAGGACAUGCGGCGUCCUCUACAAACUUUACUCAAACCGAACUUUCCCCGAGCUGAAGAAGGACCCGAAGCGUGAAGAAUGAACUGAACCGAGGCAGAGAGGAAGAGGAGAGGAGGGGGGAGAAGAGCCGUUCACUCCCAUUGAUCCUGUAUCGAGGGCUCCUGUGGUAAAGAUGCAGGCUGCUGCUGCUCUGGCUCUGACCGUGCUGAGUGUUUUCUCCAGCCUGGACUGCCUGUGUGCCCACAGGUCCAAAACAAACCAGACACAGCACCAGGACCACAGGAACACUGUGAGUGACGAGGCAGAGCCGAAGCAGAAGAACCAGCCGCACAUCAUAUUCAUCCUGACAGACGACCAGGGCUUCAAUGACAUCGGCUACCACAACCCGACCAUCAAGACUCCCACUCUGGACAAACUGGCAGCGGAGGGCGUCAGGCUGGAGAAUUACUACGUCCAGCCCAUCUGCACCCCGUCACGCAGCCAGCUCAUCACUGGCAGAUAUCAGAUCCACACCGGACUACAGCACUCUAUUAUCAGACCCAGCCAGCCGAGCUGUCUGCCUUCACACAUGGACACGCUGCCUGAGAGGCUCAGAGAGGCCGGCUACACCACACAUAUGGUCGGCAAGUGGCAUCUAGGCUUCUACAGGAAAGCAUGUCUGCCCACCAGGAAGGGUUUCGACACUUUCUUUGGUUCUUUAACAGGAAGUGUGGAUUACUACAGUUAUGGCUCCUGCGACGGCCCAGGGCUGUGCGGGUACGACCUCCAUGAUGACGAGGGCGUGGCGUGGGGCCAGGAGGGAAAAUACUCCACGGUGCUGUUCACACAGAGAGCUCGCAAGAUCCUCGAGAGUCACAACCCCGCGGACAGGCCGCUCUUCCUGCUGCUCUCCCUCCAGGCAGUUCACACUCCUCUACAGCCUCCGAAGCCCUACAUCUACCCCUACCGUGACAUGGCCAAUGUUGCGAGGAGAAAGUUUGCCGCCAUGGUUUCCACGGUGGACGAGGCGGUCCGAAAUGUCACCUACGCCCUCAGAAAGCACGGAUACUACAAGAACAGUGUCAUCAUCUACUCCACCGACAACGGCGCUCAGCCGUUUACGGGAGGCAGCAACUGGCCACUACGAGGCCGCAAGGGUACGUAUUGGGAGGGUGGAGUCCGAGGCGUGGCGUUCGUCCACAGUCCUCUGCUGAGACGCAGGAGACGGGUCUCCAAAGCUCUUCUCCACAUCACCGACUGGUUCCCCACACUGGUGAGCCUGGCCGGGGGAAACAUCAGCCAGAGCCAGGGCCUGGAUGGUUUUGAUGUUUGGCCCGCCAUCAGUGAAGGGAGAGAGUCACCUCGUCACGAGAUCCUUCACAACAUCGACCCCCUGCACAAAGCUCCUGCUCAAACCCUGACCUGGGACGCAGACACAGAGGAAGCCUCAGAACGCACCUCAAAAGGCCCCGCGUUUAAGAAGCCAAAGAAGAAGAAGGUCCUGAAGCAGAAACCAAAGCAGAAGUCGGCGUUCAGGUUAAAGACCGCCAAGAAACAUGCUGCUAAACCUAAACCCAAACCUAAAUCCAAGCCCCUUCCCAAACUGAAGCAGAAGCCCCUCCUGAAAUCAAAGCCCAUACCGAAACCCAAGACCAAAGCCUACUCUCAGCACAGGUCCCUGCCCCAUCACAGGCCACAUCUGAAGUCCUACUCCAGUGGUACUCCACCAGUGUCAGGAACAUCCCGCCCCAAAGCUCAGGUCCAGUCAGGUGUAAGGUCAAAAUCCAGACGGACCGUAUCCCAGAAGCAGAACUUGUCAAGGUCUGGAUCACCUCAGCCAAAAUCCAAGACACAGCUCAAACUACAUUCAAAGUCAAAGACCAGGAGGACGCUAUCCCAAUACCAGAAUAUGUCCCACCCAGGGACAGCCCUGCCUGAGUCCCAUCCAACGUCGCAGUUUAGGCCCCCAUCAUCCCAGCCAGUAUGGGACACAUCAGUCCAGGCUGCCAUCAGAGUUGGAGACUGGAAGCUGCUAACAGGAGACCCAGGCCAUGGAGACUGGGUCCCCCCACAGGUACUCCCCACUCUACCUGGCCGCUGGUGGAACCUUGAACGCACCUUCUCGUCUUUCUACAAAUCCUCCACCCACAAAAACAUAUGGCUGUUCAACAUCACAGGCGACCCAUACGAGCGGCACGACCUGGCAGACCAGAGGCCCGACGUGGUCCAGCAGCUGCUGGCCCGGCUCGCUUACUACAACCAAACAGCGGUGUCAGUUUACUUCCCCCCCGACGACCCUCGAGCCAAUCCAAACAAGCACGGUGGCGCCUGGGUGCCCUGGGUGGACGAAGAGGAGGACGAGGAGGGAAAAUAUCAGGGGGUGUACAAGAAAGGUAAGACCAACAGGAAGAAGAGGAAGAAGAAGAGGUGCCAGCUGUGCAAGCUGAGGUCGUUCUUUCUGAAACUGAACACCAGGAUGAUGUCCAAUCGGAUCUGAGGAGUCGACUCAGCCAGGGACAGUUUUCUUUUUAGCCAUGAGGUGCAUGUGUGAAAGACGUCGACACUUUUUUAAUGUUGCAUCUUCGUAAAAAAGGUGGCAACUAGGUGAGUUAAUUCCACCACGUUCAGUCAAAGUAAACCUCUUUCAAGAACCGUCUCAAUCAUGUCCUUUCACUGGCUUCACUCUUCAAGUCACAUUUUUUUUUCUUGAUUUUCAAAAACAUUACUUUGUCAUUUGUAGGCAAAUAUACGUUGUAUUCAUACAUGUACUGUCCAAUAUCUCGUCUGAGUUUAGGGAUCUGAGGUGACACUGACCGGUGUCCAGCUGGAUUGUAAAGACCUCAGGUAUAAGACUCUUUUCAGCUGAUUUUAUAAGAUUUUGAAACUUUUUCAGAUUCUGCUGUCACCCGUGAUAUGACCAAGGUGAGCGGAGCUUGGCUCACGGUGCUCAUGGUGUUUAAAACGAAGCCGUUUCUCAGUUGUCAGUUUUCAGUAUAAAAACAUUGGUGAUGAUGAGGUCUGUGAAUUAUUCGGAGUAACUCGAGUAUUUGGGACACUCUUUGCGACUCAUACUGUUCGUUGAGAUAAAUGCAGCAACACAUGAUAGCAACAAAUAAAAGUGAAAAUGUUUUCAUGGCUAGAUACAGGAUUAGACAGGUUUUGCAAUUAGUUUUGCAAUUAAGGUGAAGUGAACCUUUAAAUUAUUCAACGAUGCUACGCCUGUUCUCAAAGGCUGUGACUGCUGUUAGUCUCAUCGUGUCAGCCGUUUCUUUGUUGUUGUUAUUCCAUUUCAUUUUUCAUCCCUCACCAUCUGACAGAGUCCUUGGCACGAGGACUGACUUUGUGUGACAGUAAAAUGUAUAUUGACACUGUAAACGAUUUGUUUUAAAUUUUAAACAUAAAACUGUCAUUUUUAAGAAUCUCUUAGUGAAGCGACGCUGACAGAUUUUACUGUAUGUUCACACCAACAGUUUCUACACUUACAAAUCCCGACUUAGAGGCAGGUGUUUAUAGUGACGGUGCAUGAUCAUAAUAAUUAUAAAUCACUUUGUUGUUUUUCUUUGGUUUGUUUGUGGCAAACAAGAAACAAGAAAACAUUACGAAGGACUUUUUGAUAUAUAUAUUUUUUAUAUUUUCACUUUUUGAGUUUCACUUUCCAGUGAUUUCAGAUGUUUCUCUGUUACGUGUUCUUAGUUAUUAUUGUGUGUUGCUUUUCUUUACAUAUUAUUACUCUGGCUGAAACAGGCCUUUGGAUACUGUGGCUGUUUGAAUGUACUGCCAGUGGCAAGCAUCUUUUGACUAUGAAUUUACAGUAUGUGUGUUUUAAUUCACUACAUCCAACUGUGAACAGCAGAAAAUGGCAUUUGAAUUUACUGUUUCACGACAUAUAGACGUAACAUCACUAUCUUAAUGUUUUUAAGCAUUUUCACAACAUUUAGUGACAGAAUCCGCUUUUCAUUUUCAAUUCCACCAGUUUCAGGAGAAAAGUUAUUUAAAAUAAAUAAACUCAGUGUACCAGUGUAAAAUAAUGAACAUACAGUAGCAUUUAUUCCCGCCCGAUGUAAAGAUCGUAAUGAUUCUGUCGUUAAUUAAAACUCUUCAGAAAACAGAGCGGAGGAAGUAAAACGUGUUACAGCAAACAUUUCACCAUCAUGAGCAGCAUCUUUGAAGGAAGAUGUUGGUUUUCUCCACUUGAGCGAGACACCCACACACUCUAAAUAUUUCAGGGUAUUUGCUCAAUAUCUAACAAACCUGGUCUGUGGCUGUUCUGCAGCAGUACGUGGCAGAGUGAGUGUGCAGCAGAGUGCUCCUGAGAAAACACUUUAAAUGGACAUUGGUUUUCUCCACCCUGAGUAAAUAAAGGUAAUAAAAUUAGA